AAAAUUUGAAAAAGAAGCUAACCCGCGCAGUCAUCUACCACCUCCUCGCCGGCGGCGACCUAAAUUUGUCCAUUUUACCCCAAUUUGCGUUCCAACUCCGGCGAGUCCUUCCUAUCUUCGCCGUCAAUAUAAUAGUAGUAGCUUGUAUGUAAAAGUUUUACUACUACACAGAUCCAUCGAAUGGGUGUUAAAGAAAACUGCAGAAACGAGCUCCGAGCCGCCGUCCGUCAGCUCAGUGACCGCUGUCUCUACUCAGCCUCCAAAUGGGCGGCAGAACAGUUAGUGGGAAUUGAGCAAGACCCAGCAAAGUACACCCCGUCUCACACAAGAUUCCAGCGUGGCAGCUCUAGCAUCCGUCGCCGGUUCCGCACAGCCACGGAAGCUGCUUUCACUUCAACCCCUGCUGCGGGAGUAUCACAUGUGGCUACGCCGACUGUACCGGAGGAUGACAACGAAGCCAUUGACAGCGAUUUUUACCUGCUCGCUAAGUCCUACUUCGAUUGUCGGGAGUACCGGCGGGCAACACAUGUGCUCCGUGAUCAGACUGGCAAGAAAGCCGUGUUUUUGCGCUGUUAUGCCCUUUUCUUGGCCGGUGAAAAGCGAAAAGAAGAGGAGAUGAUAGAACUCGAGGGACCCUUAGGCAAGAGUGAUGUUGUGAACCACGAACUGGUUUCUAUUGAGCGGGAGUUGUCUGCACUUCGAAAAAAUGGAAGCAUUGAUUCCUUUGGCCUUUACUUGUAUGGUCUUGUUCUUAAGCAGAAAGGCAGUGACAAUCUUGCUAGGACAGUUCUUGUUGAGUCAGUAAAUAGCUACCCCUGGAACUGGAGUGCUUGGUCUGAGCUGCAGUCGUUGUGCACCACAGCUGAGACAUUGAACAGUUUAAACCUUAAUAACCACUGGAUGAAAGACUUCUUUCUAGCCAAUGCUUACCAAGAGCUUCGUAUGCACAGUGAGUCAUUGGUGAAAUAUGAAAAUUUGCAAGGGACUUUCAGUUUUAGCAAUUACAUCCAGGCCCAGAUUGCUAAAGCUCAAUACAGUCUUAGAGAAUUUGAACAAGUAGAAGUUAUAUUUGAAGAACUUCUAAGAAAUGAUCCUUACAGGAUUGAAGACAUGGAUAUGUAUUCCAAUGUGCUAUAUGCAAAGGAAUGUUUUUCAGCCUUAAGUUAUCUUGCACAUAGGGUAUUUUUGACGGAUAAAUACAGGCCAGAGUCUUGUUGCAUUAUUGGGAACUAUUACAGUUUGAAGGGGCAGCAUGAGAAAUCUGUAAUGUAUUUUCGGAGGGCUCUUAAAUUGAAUAAAAAUUAUUUAUCAGCUUGGACACUUAUGGGUCACGAGUAUGUAGAGAUGAAAAACACUCCAGCAGCAGUUGAUGCCUAUAGGCGGGCUGUGGACAUAAAUCCAUGUGAUUAUCGAGCCUGGUAUGGAUUAGGACAAGCAUAUGAGAUGAUGGGGAUGCCAUUUUAUGCUCUUCAUUAUUUUAAGAAGUCAGUGUUCUUGCAGCCGAGUGAUUCUCGAUUAUGGAUUGCAAUGGCCCAGUGUUUUGAAACGGAACAGCUUCAUAUGCUUGAGGAGGCAAUAAAAUGUUACAGAAGGGCUGCAAAUUGUAAUGACAGAGAAGCAAUUGCACUUCACCAGCUAGCAAAACUGCAUGCUGAACUUGGUCGUUCUGAAGAAGCAGCAUUUUACUACAAGAAAGAUUUGGAGAUUAUGGAAGCUGAAGAACGGGAAGGUCCUAACCUAGUUGAAGCUUUAAUGUUUCUUGCAAGAUAUUAUAAAGCUCAAAAGAGAUUUGAAGAUGCAGAGGUUUAUUGCACCCGCCUUCUAGAUUAUUCUGGCCCAGAAAAGGAAACAGCAAAGAGUCUACUUAGAGGAAUAAGAUAUGAAAUGGAUGUUGAGCAUCUUCCACCCUGAUAAGUUUCUUUUUUCCUUUACAAACCUGUGUAUGAAUUUGGAGGCACCAACUGAACAAACAGCUAAGAAGCUUGGACAGUUCAGUCGAACAGCCAAAAAGUUGGGAAUCUAAGCUGGCA
This is a messenger RNA of Solanum verrucosum, 2030 nucleotides long. Its product is annotated as anaphase-promoting complex subunit 8. Gene Ontology annotation, molecular function: protein binding. The record is from RefSeq and is a predicted model, not a curated record. The transcript has 4 exons. Gene Ontology annotation, biological process: cell division. The coding region runs from base 181 to 1911 and encodes 576 amino acids. Lineage: Eukaryota; Viridiplantae; Streptophyta; Magnoliopsida; Solanales; Solanaceae. Gene Ontology annotation, cellular component: anaphase-promoting complex.